CUUUUUCUGAAAAGUCCGAGGCCUGUACCGGGAACGAUUUACCUGCCCCAUGUGAUCUUGUUUUCAGAAAUGUCUGUUUAGAGUUAGAGGAGGAAUCGGAAACCUGGUCCCAAGCCAGGAGCCGCUGUGAAGAGCGAGGAGGGGAGCUCCUGAAGGUGAUGAACGGCCCGAUCAAACUUCUCCUGAAGAACAUCUCCAAAGAGAGAAACACCAGCAACUUCACUUGGUGGCUGGGGGAGGGGGUCCAAGGGGAACCAAGCAGAAACAAUGGUGAUCUUUCAGAGUACAACUGCACAUACAUGACGCUGACUCCUCUUCAGAUCAUCAUAACAUCUGACUGCAACCAGAGACGAAGCUUCAUCUGCACCUACAAUUUGCGGUCUUCGUCAUACACAGCGAAGACAAUCCAGUCCGGUCAUGCAAGCAGAUCUCGACCCAAGAGGAAUGUAAAUGCCAUGGGUUCAUCUGUCUCAAACAUUGAAACACUUCUCCUGGAAGCAGAUAAAGAACUACGGCGAAUGGAAACAACAGUUGGGGAGCCGACAGAUGACAACAGGGACAAAUUCAUCCAGUAUUUGUUGGCGGGCACGAAAGAGUCAUCUUUGCUAAACAAUGACACUAUCAGCCACAUCAUCAACUGCAGCACUGGCAUCCUCCUCCUCUCAAUGAAAAAAUGCGACAUCCAGACGAAUCCAAACCCCCCAGCUUUGUUUGAGCAGGUUUUUGAGAUCUUUCGGAUCAUCGCCAGUCGGACAGGUUCAGUAACCUCCCAGACAUUUGUCAUCAAGCACCGUAAAGGCACCAUCUAUCAGAGAAGUUACAAAUCCGCUGACCUCGGCAAUGCAGUGCUGGGUUCGGAGAAAGAUGGUGAGUUCGUCAAACUCCCCUCAUAUUCAGCACUUCGGGCUCAACUUAAAGGGCAAAGCACAAUCUACACUCAGAUGUCUAUGUUUUCAAUGAAUCCCCAUCCCUCUGAUGACAUCUCAGGAACUGUGUGCAGCAUUUUACUCAGCAAUGGAGAAUCAGACAUAAAGCUGGAAAACCUGACGGAGAUGAUAGAGAUCUUUAUGCCUCGUCCAGCUGCUUUAGCGCUGACGAAUAAUACUGUUGUGUUGGAGAAAAACACAAACGCACUGACCACAAUCAACGUCUCAGACCCUAAUGUGACUGUCAUCUUCAACGCAGAGCCCAGUGCCAAUUUGUCACUGGUUGUUACCCUGUCUCGCGGGUCACCUCGUAACUCUACAUACUCCAACAGCACGGCCGUCUUGAGCCCAACAGGAGGCUAUCGCUGGAUGAUAACCCCAGAGAUGUUACAGCAGACUCCUGGAGUCUGGUAUGUUGACACCAGACUCUUUAAUUCCACAUGGGAACCAGGCCUGACACUGACUUUCACUUCUUUUAUGAGCAAGUGUCUUUACUGGCACACAGGGAGGGAGACGUGGACCACAGAUGGCUGCCAGGUGGGAGAGAGAAGCACUCCAAGGCUUGCACACUGUCUCUGCAACCACCUCACUCUGUUUGGGAGCACCUUCUUUGUGAUGCCAAACUACGUGGACAUAUCUCGUACGGCAGAGUUGUUCUCCACCGUUUCUGAGAACUAUGUGGUGCUCGCCUUGCUGUGUGCUUUCUUUGGCCUCUACCUGGUCACGCUGCUGUGGGCCGGCUAUGCCGACCGCAGGUCACGCUCUAAGAGAAAGAUGACACUGCUGGAAGAGAACCACCCAGGUGCUCAGUACAACUACCUGAUCAGUGUCCAAACUGGCCAUCGCAAGAAUGCUGGGACGACUGCCAGAGUCACCGUGAAGCUGACUGGCACAGAAGGAGAGAGUGAGACACACACCCUCACAGAUCCCGACAAGCCGGUGUUAGAGAGAGGAGCUGUCGACAUGUUCCUAUUGGCCACUCCAUUCCCCCUGGGAGACGUGCGAAACCUCCGGCUGCAGCACGACAACUCUGGAGGUCGCCCAUCAUGGUAUAUAAGCAAGGUGACCAUACAAGACCUCCAAACACGACACGUGUGGCACUUCUUUUGUGACUGCUGGCUGAGUGCCGACCGGGGAGACGGCAUGACCAAGAAAACUUUUAACGCUGCGAAGAGCAACGAGAUCGCCAGCUUCAGGAAUAUUUUCCAGAGCAGAACAUCGACUGGCUUUAGGGACGAACACAUCUGGGUGUCCAUAGUGGAUCCUCCAUCACGCAGCCCGUUCACGCGUGCUCAGAGGGUCUCUUGCUGCAUGAGCCUGCUCCUCUGCACCAUGGCCAUCAAUAUUGCCUUCUGGAACAUCCCUAUAGAUGAGAGCUCACCAGUAAUUUUUACCUUAGGUUCAUUGCAAAUCACGUGGCAGGAGAUCAUGGUGGGCGUUCAGAGUGGUCUCCUCAUGUUCCCAAUCAACAUCCUCAUAAUUACCAUCUUCCGAAGCAUCCGACCGCGCAUCAUCUCAAAUUCUCAAAAAGACGACUCUGAGGAGAACCUGAGACCCCGUGCAAUUACCAUACCAACUAUUCUGAAGGAUACAGAGGAGGUGAUUUCUCUGGUGAGCAGAAGUCCGAGGAACAAGAUGUCAGAGAUGCCCAGGCUGGAGUCCACCACUGACCUCUGCUCAGCCUUGGACAGGGUGCAUGAAUUCCUCCAACUUAUGCAAGGGGAGAGUGAGAGUGACCCUCACUGGGUUUACUGCAGCAAGUUCCUCCUAGCUGGCCUCUGUCACCUCCUGAUGGACCUGGAGAGACUGGACGGAAAAAACUUCCAGAGUCCACAACUGUACCAGCAGGCGCUGAACAACACCAACGUGCUGGUCCGCAAGGCUGAGAUGGUCUUCACCAGUCACCUGGCCUACUGCCCGCCUCCCGCGAAGAGGAAGAAGAGGGGGACCGAUGGAUGCUGGCUGCCCUGGUGGUGCGUCUUCCUGGGAUGGUUCCUGUUGUUGUCCAUCAGCGCGGUGUCCACUUACUUCACCCUGCUGUACGGUUUUGAGUACGGCAAAGACAAGUCCACCAAGUGGGUCAUGUCUCUGGGCCUCUCCCUCUUCCAGAGCAUCUUCAUACUGCAGCCACUCAAGGUGAUUGGCAUCGCUGUCUUCUUCGCGCUGCUGCUGAAACCUGUGUCUGUGGAGGAGACUGAGGAAAUCGAGCAAGUGCUGUUACAGCAACAGGACAGGUGUACACGCUACUCUGGCAGGGACACACUGUGAGGAAGCUGCAUUUAGCCGCCGGAUAUGCCGUCUCAUCUCCGAUGACACUCUUUUGCACUUAUUGGAAGUUUGACUUUGUGAACACGAGAUUGCGUAACACAUUCUGGUGUUUUGCAUGUGUACAGAAUUUACCAAUGCCUGAGAAUGAUUUCUGAAAUGGUGAGUCACGGUAAAAUGUUGCUCUUGCAUGUCGAUGCGUCUUGCUUCUUCCUCGUCACUUACUGCCCGCGAUAAUGUAUGUGUACAUAAAAAAAAACCCAGCUUGCUUACUUAAACGGCUUUUGUUCAUUUGUGGACAACACUGUUCAUUCCCUGUCAAAAUACACAAGUCGUAGAAUCAAUUUACAGCUUCGAGCUGGUUAAGUUGUCAAAAACUGUAAAACCCUGUCAUGACCUAUUCAUAAAACCAGUGGAUUAGCAUUCAUGUUGAAUUAUUGAAUGUCAUUCAUUAUUUAGUUGAUUUUACUAAGGUUAUUUUGACAUUUCAUUGUUCUAUUAUUGUUCUAAAUGUUGUCUCGUCACCUCCUUCUCGUGGAAUUUUGUCUAUCCUCCCCUGAGAAACUGUUAAGACGAGUCUUCUCAGGCACCAAGCAAGGUCAACCUGUCUGUGGCAAGCCACAACAAUCAUCGAGCAGCUGAAGUCUCUCUCGAGGUGUCAUAGUCGCGGGGAGAUGACGACAUUACCCUGAACUAAAUACACUAUAGGAACAGGCAGAUUGUCUUGGGGCGCCAUACACUGACCCCCUUGUUGAUCUGCGUAAACGAACCAUAAAUCUCCUUGAUAUAUAUUGAACUCUUAUAAUAAAUACUUCUGCUUAAGACA
Messenger RNA from Scophthalmus maximus (turbot), 4017 nucleotides. RefSeq names its product polycystic kidney disease protein 1-like 2. Gene Ontology annotation, biological process: detection of mechanical stimulus. Gene Ontology annotation, molecular function: protein binding; calcium channel activity. Lineage: Eukaryota; Metazoa; Chordata; Actinopteri; Pleuronectiformes; Scophthalmidae. The coding region runs from base 159 to 3194 and encodes 1011 amino acids. The transcript is spliced from 23 exons. The record is from RefSeq and is a predicted model, not a curated record. Gene Ontology annotation, cellular component: membrane.